Messenger RNA from Plasmodium gallinaceum, 345 nucleotides. Its product is annotated as conserved Plasmodium protein, unknown function. NCBI's taxonomy places the organism in Eukaryota, Apicomplexa, Aconoidasida, Haemosporida, Plasmodiidae. The record is from RefSeq and is a predicted model, not a curated record. The transcript has a single exon. The coding region runs from base 1 to 345 and encodes 114 amino acids.
AUGGUUGGAGUUAAAAAAAGACCUGUUAAAAAAUUUAAUUUUGAAAUUAAUUUGAAAAAUGAAAUUGAAGAAAAAGUAAGAUCAUAUAUUAUUUCAGAUAGAAAUAAAAUGAAAGAAAAGUAUAAGCAAAAAAGAAAAAAAAAAAUAAGAAGAAGAAUUAAGAUGGAAAAUAAAAUUUCAACUUUUGUUUUUCCUAAUUCCAGAAAAGAAAAAAAAUUAAGAUUAAGCUACAUCAAUAAAUUUAUUAAGAAAAAAAAAAUAAUAAAACAAUAUUUGAAAGAAAUAAGAGAUAAAAUUAGGGAUUAUCAAAAUUUGAUUAAUAAUAAUGUACAAAUAACUAAUUAG